Messenger RNA from Microthlaspi erraticum, 228 nucleotides. NCBI's taxonomy places the organism in Eukaryota, Viridiplantae, Streptophyta, Magnoliopsida, Brassicales, Brassicaceae. The record is from the annotation of a GenBank genome assembly.
AUGUAUAACGUUUGCUUAUUAACUCUUGCUUUUCUCUUGCUCUCUGGAUUAUCAAUCACGACAUUGGCCCGAGUACAAUACCAAUCUCCAAAGUCAGAAUUAGGUGAAUGGAUUUGGGAUCAGAAGGUGAUCAAAGAUAUCAAGAUUGGAGCAGACCCCAGUUGUUCACUGAUUGGACCAGGAAGAAGACCACCAAAUAGGCCAGGCUCACCAAAACGAUGUACUUAA